Dictyostelium purpureum is the source of this 1374-nucleotide messenger RNA. RefSeq lists its product as uncharacterized. NCBI's taxonomy places the organism in Eukaryota, Evosea, Eumycetozoa, Dictyosteliales, Dictyosteliaceae. The transcript has 3 exons. The record is from RefSeq and is a predicted model, not a curated record. Bases 1 to 1374 code for a protein of 457 amino acids.
AUGAAUAAUAUAAAAUUUCCAAAUUAUUUACAACUUAAAAUUUUAGAUUAUUGUUGGAAUGAUUUAAAUAAAUAUAGAAUUAAAAAAAAAGAAAAAUAUUUAGAUUGCAAAAUAAAAUGGAAGCUAUAUUUAAUUUUAGUGAAUUGGUUAUGGUUCAAACAUGCAAGAGAUAACCUGGUUAGAAGCUAUUCAUUCGAGUAUCAAAUAUUGGAUGUUUACAAGAAAUAUUUCACAAAUAGAUUUUCAAUUCAAAGCGGGAUACCUGUGAACCUAAGAAUUUCAACACAAAACAUAUCUACAUUUUUAAACCAUUACUACGAAUUCAAUGGGAAAGAAGGCGUACGGCUAUUUUUUUCAGAGUUAAAAGAAUUAGAAGUUUUGGUUAAUUGCGAUUUGGAUUUUAAUGACUAUGAUAUUUUGUUUUCAAAUAUAACUAAUUUAGAAACCCUCUCCAUAGUAUUCAGAGAAAAACUGCACUUUGUUUAUCCAUUAGAUUUUGAAUUCUAUUUAAACUCCUACACAAUUUUCACUUAUUUAUUAAAAAACAGUCUUAUAGAAUCAUUAAGUUUAGAUUUAACAGAUAGAGAAACUUUGACAGUGGGUGGCAAUGACAAUAACUUAUAUGCAGAUUUGGUUAAUGUGUAUUUAAAAUAUGCCCAUAAUCUCAGACAUUUAAAAUUAAGAAUUCAUCACCUUCAAAAAUACCAAAACACCACAGUUUUCAAAUUAAUUCAGUUUCUGUUUACCUCCUCUAGCCACAAUAUUCAAACCCUAGACUGUAACAUAUCAAUGAAUCUCCCAUUACCUUUUAAACUAUCAUCUUCCAUCACUGAUAUUAAAGGUUUAAUUUUUAACAAUUGUUCCGCUGUUCAAGAUAUCAAAGAGCCACUAGAACUUUUAAACAACUCAUGUAGUAGCUUACUUAUUCCAAAAAACAAAUAUCCAAACCCAGUUAUCGAAUAUUUACUCUUAAAUUCAAAAUCGCAACAUAUCACAAUUGAUUUUAGUUUGUAUGGUAUCGAACAAUUAAAAGCUUUAAAAAAAAAUAACUCUGUCAAAUUUUUAAAUAUAGUAGGUUUAAAAUUGGAAAAAUAUCAACUUUAUUUGGACCAGAUAUUACUCUUUAUAAAGAAACAAGACUCGAUCAUUCUAACCACAAUUUCUAUGGAUCGUAAACACACCGAAAAUUGGUCAUUAAUUAGGGCAUGGCUAUUAAUAGAAUCAUCAACAAAUAAAACUUUUUCAAACACUUUAUUAGUUUGUUACCUUAAAAAUACCAAUACCCCAAUGUUGGCAUUAGAUAAAGAACUUGGUUAUACUGAAAGAGAAAAUAUUAAAUUAUAUAUGAAACUGAAAGAGAGAGAAUUAAUCUAA